CUUGUUCAGCACCCAAAGUCGAAGGAUAGCGCUGGCCUUUCAAUGGACGAAAGUGCCAGAUUUUGUCCGUGUUGUCUAAUAUAACCCAUUCUGAGUGUCCAUAUUUGUUUUGGAAACGAUCGGAAUUGUUUAUACGUAUUGUGAGAGACAGAACUGGCGUCAAACAUGCGUAAAAAUCAACGUUAUCCAAACAGGGAACCGCCAAGAAAGGAAUUAUCGCCGCUCAUCUGAGGCCAAUCUCGAUUAUUUUUGUCAAAUAAGGAAACAUAACAAGAUAGCUAGUUAGCUAACAUUAGCUCUGUAGGUAGCUAGGCUAUAUCUUCUCCCCCAAAAAACAGACCCCGGCAGAGAACAGAGAUUGGAUCUACAUUCGCAUAACGGCAGGAAAACCUGUAGGCAGUAAUGGGUGCAUUCCUAGACAAGCCGAAGACAGAGAAGCACAGCGCCCACGGUGAGGGCAAUGGCCUGCGCUACGGCCUGAGCUCCAUGCAGGGCUGGCGGGUGGAGAUGGAGGAUGCCCACACAGCUGUGGUUGGCCUCCCCCACGGACUCACCGAUUGGUCCUUCUUUGCUGUCUAUGAUGGGCACGCUGGUUCCCGGGUGGCCAACUACUGCUCCGGCCACCUGCUGGAGCACAUCCUCUCGGGAGGGGCUGAGUUUGGCUCGGGGCCUGGCUCUGUGGAGGGUGUGAAGGACGGCAUCCGCUCAGGCUUUCUGAAGAUUGAUGAGUACAUGCGCAGCUUCUCUGACCUGCGGCAGGGCCUGGACCGUAGUGGCUCCACAGCUGUAGGCGUGCUGCUCAGCCCCACCCACCUCUACUUCAUUAACUGCGGCGACUCGCGGGCUGUGCUGAGCAGGGAUGGCCGGGUGGGCUUCUCCACCCAGGACCACAAGCCUUGCAACCCCCGUGAGAAGGAGCGCAUCCAGAACGCCGGCGGCUCAGUCAUGAUCCAGAGGGUCAAUGGCUCCCUGGCUGUGUCCCGGGCCCUGGGGGACUACGACUACAAGUGUGUGGAUGGCAAGGGCCCCACGGAGCAGCUGGUGAGCCCUGAGCCCGAGGUGUGUGUGUUGGAGCGGGCGGCUGAGGGAGAUGAGUUUGUGGUGCUGGCGUGCGACGGCAUCUGGGAUGUCAUGUCCAAUGAGGAGCUGUGUGAGUUUGUCCGCUCACGGCUACAGGUGUGUGAGGAUCUGGAGAAAGUCUGCAACUCAGUGGUGGACACCUGCCUGCACAAGGGGAGCAGGGAUAAUAUGAGUGUGGUGUUGGUGUGUUUACCUGGAGCUCCCAAGGUCUCAGAGGAAGCCGUGAAGAAAGAAGAGGAAUUGGAUAAAUACCUUGAGACUCGUGUUGAGGAGCUACUGGGGGGCUGUACGGAUGAGGGAGUCCCUGACCUGGUGUCUGUCCUGAGGAGCAUUGCCACGGAGAACAUCCCCAACCUUCCACCUGGCGGAGGCCUGGCCAGCAAACGGAGCGUUAUCGAGGCGGUGUACAACAAGCUGAACCCUCACAGAGAAGAGGAAGGGAGUGCCGGUGAGCUGGAGGACCCCUGGUAGCCAUGGCAACGCCCCCUGUCUCCUCCCGGUGAUUGGUGCAGCCACCCAGAGGAGGAGUCUCUCUCUCUCUCUCUCUCUCUCUCUCUCUCUCUCUCUCUCUCUCUCUCUCUCUCUCUCUCCAUUGCGCCAUGUCUCCUCCACCAAGAGGACAUGUAGUGUGUGUUGGAGUGCGUGAGUGUGCGUAUGUGGGUUUGUGUGUGUGUAUGUGUGUGUGUCUGCAGCAGCAGCAGCAAUGGGACAAAGACGACAAUGACGAGUACACAAAUGCACACACAAACACACUGCUUUAAACCCGGAGGAAUCACUUUUCAGAAAUGUUACAAUUUUACGAACUGAGUUAUCAUAAUGGUAGAGAUGAUUUUUACCUUUUUUUUCCCCUCCGGGGUUUUCUUUUUCUUUUGUUCUUUUUCGGGGUGGGGGCAGGGGGCGUUGACAUUGAUCACCUGACUUCAGAAGGACUUGAGGACCGAGUGUGUGUGUGUGUGUGUGUGUGUGCGUGCGCGCAUGGGUGGGUAAGAGUUUGUGUGUUAAAGUUUUUUCGAGGACGGCCAAGAGAAGAAAGAUGGCGGACAAACACUGGCUGGAUGUGGUUCUUCUUCUUCUUCUUCUGGACUGUUUUUUUUUUUUUUUUUUUUUUUUGUGAUCCUGGUUCUGAUAAUUGCCUGGCACCCUGACUCCUCCCCUCUUUAAAGACUCACACACACACACACACACACACACACACAGCCAACCUUAAACACCCCCACCCCUACACGUUCACCGCCACCUUCGCAGGGCACCGCAUGAGGACUUUUUGGUUCUACAUGUACAUGGUUUUCUCAGCACCGGCCCCGGACCGCCAUUGGUUGAGACUGAAUGCACCUGAAGGACCUCUGGACUCUGAUUGGCUCCCGCCGUGUGAGAAAAGUUCUUUUUUCUUUGAUUUUUUUUUUUUUUCUUGAUGACGCUAUAAUGAUGAUGAUGAUGAUUAUGAUGGAGGGGGGGUAGCUAGUUCACUGAAGAGCCAAGGUGCUGGUGGGAAGUCACAAUGUUGGACUCAUGGAAAUGGGAGGGUGGAGGGGACUUGUGUAAUAUCGUUGGUUGGACUUGGGUUUUGGUUUUUCAGUCAAAGGGGUUGGGUGGGGGGGGGGCAAUUCAGCAGGACACACUCAUCAGUUUGCUCUCGAACAGGCAGGACUCCGCCCCCUCCCUCCCACCUCCACGAUCGGAAGUGCACGUGACGGCGGACUGUCCUGACAGAGGGAGUUUUUUUUUGUUUUGUUUUUGUUUUUGUUUUUUUUUUUGUAAUGUUGUCCAGCUGCUCGCCGUAUAGAGUGAGUGAAAACUCCCUGUUUUAACCCUGUUCCUGGUUCUCAGACUGCAUUGGUAAUGUUUGUAUUUGCUGUUGUUUGAUUGCACUCACAUUUGAUUACAGAAAGCGUCUAUAUAUGAAAUAAAAUACCUGCCAAGGACCAGUGGUCA
Messenger RNA from Myripristis murdjan (pinecone soldierfish), 3012 nucleotides. It is a transcript of the gene ppm1bb, whose product is annotated as protein phosphatase, Mg2+/Mn2+ dependent, 1Bb. The transcript is spliced from 6 exons. Gene Ontology annotation, biological process: protein dephosphorylation. Bases 403 to 1551 code for a protein of 382 amino acids. Gene Ontology annotation, molecular function: magnesium ion binding; manganese ion binding; protein serine/threonine phosphatase activity. The record is from RefSeq and is a predicted model, not a curated record. NCBI's taxonomy places the organism in Eukaryota, Metazoa, Chordata, Actinopteri, Holocentriformes, Holocentridae.